Schistosoma guineensis is the source of this 504-nucleotide messenger RNA. The record is from the annotation of a GenBank genome assembly. Lineage: Eukaryota; Metazoa; Platyhelminthes; Trematoda; Strigeidida; Schistosomatidae.
CUUCUAUUAGUCUGUAGAGCUGUCUUGUGUUCCCCAUAGCCACUGCCUUUUCCAUCUCUUUUGCUUUCGUUGCCCACCACUUCUCACGGUCGUUCCUCAGACUUUUGCUUAACCUAGAUCUGAUUUCUUUACGCUCUUCAUCGUGUUCAGAGCCUGAUGGGAUGAGUUUACGAGAAUCCAUCAAUGCAAUAGACCUUGAGGAAAUCCAUUGGUUCUUUGUAACCGUGUGGUUUAAAUCACUGAGAGAUGUCACUGCUGUUUCCACAGCUGUUUGUAUAGCUUUCAAAGCAACAUCUGGGUCAACCUCGUUUUCAGAACUACCUCAUUGUGACCUCAGUUGUUCCUCGAACCUACUUUUGGUUUCCUCGCCACUCAGUUCGGUUCGAAUGGGUCUUUGUACUGUGGCUUUUUUUGAGUCCAGUGAGGCGCAAGCAGAUGUGUGCCCGUAUUGGGGCUUGGUCGGAGUCCAAGCAGGUACUCCAGAAUGAGCGGCAAUCUUCUACC